Messenger RNA from Sphaerodactylus townsendi, 3600 nucleotides. RefSeq names its product haloacid dehalogenase-like hydrolase domain-containing 5. Gene Ontology annotation, cellular component: mitochondrion. Lineage: Eukaryota; Metazoa; Chordata; Lepidosauria; Squamata; Sphaerodactylidae. The record is from RefSeq and is a predicted model, not a curated record. Bases 730 to 1953 code for a protein of 407 amino acids. Gene Ontology annotation, biological process: glycerophospholipid biosynthetic process. The transcript has 8 exons.
UUGUGGGUUUUAAAAAAAAUUCUUGCAAUGUGGUUUGCAAGCUUCCAUUUCAUGCCCUCCCCCAUCACAAGUACAGCAAUACCAGAAUUAGACAUUUUUCUUCUUAUUAAGGUCAGAGGACUAUCCAUGUGUAAAGAGUAUCAUCAGUGUGCCUGUGGACAAGUGGGCGCUGAUGCUGUAAAGGCAUGGUGCAUAAGAAAUCUGUACAAAUAAACAAAAUGGAAGCAUGAUUGUUUAUUUAGGAUAGCUAUUUCUAAGUAUCUUGAUUGUAUAAACAUGCUGCUAUUAUCCAAAGCAGUCUUGACAUUCUUCAGAUACAGUAGGCUAGUUCACUGCCAGCUUCUUCCAAAGAGCUGUGUUCCUGGGAUACAUGCUGCAGGAAAAAAGCAUGUGAACCAAGCAUUGUUUCAUGGAGCUGGUAGUUAUCUUUGUGACCUACAGGAAAUGAAAAAGUGCAGGUUCCAUGUGUACAAGAUGAUUCACGCUAGCCCUUUCUGUAUUCCUACUAGUCUUUCUGUACUUGCUCAUGUGAUUGUACAUUUUUAAAUGAACAAAUUCUGUCCCUAAUGUUAUGUAAAGGGAGUUUCUAUUUGUCCUUUUCUGACAGAAUGCAGAUCUACCAAACAUCUUUUCAUCUGGAUUUCUCUGCAAAAUAAACAUUUGUGUGGGCCUUCACCAAUAGAGAUGUCCUUAAGUGCUGCAUAGAGGGAAGGUUUUUACAAGGGCAACAUGCAGCCUCCCUUUGGCUUUCUGUUUGACAUUGAUGGGGUACUGGUACGAGGAAGGACACCGAUUCCUGCUGCAAGAAAAGCCUUUCAAAAACUGCUUAAUUCUCAGAGACAGUUCUCCGUUCCUGUUGUGUUUGUCACUAAUGCAGGAAAUUGCCUUCAUCAGAAGAAAGCAGACCAACUAUCUCAUGUAUUGGGAGUGCCAAUUUCUCAAGACCAAGUCAUCAUGUCCCACAGCCCGUUACAGAUGUUCAAACAUUAUCAUGACAAACAUGUUCUUGUGUCUGGACAAGGACCACUUCUUGACAUUGCUAAGCAUCUUGGAUUUCAUCAACUUAUUACAAUUGACAGGCUGCAGGAAAUCUAUCCGUUAUUGGACAUGAUUGACCAUGAGAGAAGACCUAAAGUUUUGCAUACACCUGCAGUGGAACUUCCCAAGAUUGAGGCAAUUGUUUUGUUUGGUGAACCAGUCAGAUGGGAGACCAACCUGCAGUUGAUAAUAGACGUCCUCCUGACAAGCGGCUAUCCUGGGAACCCAUAUUCACAGUCGGCAUACCCGCAUAUUCCUGUACUGGCUUGUAAUAUGGAUCUGAUGUGGAUGGCUGAAGCCCAGUCUCCAAGGUUUGGUCAUGGAACAUUCAUGCUUUGCUUGGAAAACAUUUACAAAAAGAUUACUGGGAACGAGUUGAGAUACGAGGCUUUAAUUGGAAAGCCUAGUGAGGUGACUUAUCACUAUGCAGAGUACCUGAUCAGAAUGCAAGCAGCUGCAAAGCAAUGGAAAAAGCCUAUUCGGACAUUGUAUGCUGUUGGGGAUAACAUAAUGACAGAUAUCUAUGGUGCUAAUCUUUACAACCGCUACCUUGAAGAGAACUCCAGAGCAGGCUCCAAGGCAUGUGUCCAGGCCAAAGCUGCAGGUGGCACUGGAUCUUCUACAGUUUCUCAGGAAGAUGACAUUGAUAACCCGUGGGAAAGUGAAUUGGCAUCUGCUAGUGCUACAAGAUGUCUGUCUAUCCUUGUUUGCACUGGGGUUUCCAACCCUCACACAGAGGUACCCUCUGAUACCAGGAAGAGCAUAACUGAGACUGUAUUCCAUGGGCAUAGAGAUUUCAGGUUUGAUCCUGCUUUAGUAGAACCUGAUCAUGUUGUGACAGAUGUUGAUGCUGCUGUUGACCUAAUCUUCCAACUGGAGAACUUUGCACCAGAUGAAAACCGUAGGACCCCCUAAUAACUUUCUUAACGUAGUUUUCUUCUUUAAAAAGGAGGGAAAGACCUGAGGUGCUCAGCACUAUCCUCUUCCUAAUGUGUUUAUUUUUUACAUGUAACAUUUAAAAAUACACUCCUGUGUGUUAUAACAGCACUUUCCUCACUAUUUUGUUGAAUCUGCAUGUUCUGACAUACUCUUUGUGGCUGUUGCUGUGUUACAGAUUGUCAGUGUAGUUUAAAGUCAAAGUCUAGAACUUUGCAUAUAAAGAAGAACAGAGUUUGAGGAAGCAGAGAAAGUCACAGCAAGAAUGCUGCAGUUAAGGUGCAAGGGACACUCUAUAUUGUUCAAAUUUAAAGGUUAACAUUAGGGAAAACAAUAUUCUGUCCCUCCAGCAUUGUACUUUCCCUUGCUGCUAUUUCCGUCUAUAAUGCCCUUCAUUUCAUUCUGUGGCUCUAUUUUGUUUAUGAAAAGAAGAUGUGGGGCACUGGGUCUACCCUCAAAGGGUAACUUGAAAGUGAUGUGGCUGGAACCACCCUUCUGGAUUUCUGUUUGAGGUUGGCUGACUUGAAGCACUAACAGAAUUGAGGGGUUUCAUGAAACAGUCCCUGAGCAUAGAUGGAAAGUUGAUGCAACUCCAUUGAUGUGAAUGGGGUUUGAGCAAGAAGAGGUGAGCUUACAUUCAAAUUCCACUCAUGUCAAAGAGAUUCCUGGAAGACUUUCUAGUGGGCAUUGCGCUUUGUCUAAGUCUUAAAGUUGUAAAUAUUCUGAAGCUUUAUUAUUCAAAGUUAUGGUGUUCCUCCAGCACUGAACUGCAGAAUGUAUUUGAUAGAUUCUUGAGCUUGAUACUUCAAACCAGAGUGGCCAUUAGACAUGCUUGUUUAAAUGAAUCGUGUUCUGCCUAAGUAUCAUGUGUUUGGUUUUAAUAACCUUACCUUAUGGAUGCAAGAUUUUAGAGAAUGAUGUAACUUAUUGGUGUGAUACCACUUUUAUAGAGCAGUUCAUUUAACUAAGGGGCCUAAAUGGUGAAAUACUUUCUGCUUUUUAAGUAGAUCUGUAUUUUAUGUGUUUACUUGGAACAUGCUUGGAAAGGUGAUGUUUUUAGUGAGAGAGAAUUUCUGGGUUCCUCAACAGCAAGGAGGCUUUUUAGACAAAAUCAGAUGCAACUUCUGAUGGAAUGGCAUUUCAAGGUGGUUGUUGAAGCAGCUCUGGGCAUCUGUGAAUUGGGAUGGGGAAAGUCGCUGCCGAAGUCUUCUCCCAUACAGCAGCUCUAUUGACCCUGGCCUUAGGGUAAACAUCAAGCAUAUCUUGUAGGCCUGAACAUUGUGAGUCUCCCCUAGGCAUAGGAGACAGGCAUCGUGUUCAUCCAAGAAAGUGAUUUUUGUACUGCACUGUGUAUAUUUUAAAAUAGGGUUUUAGUUGCCAUCCUGAUCCGAGAGGAGGUAGGGUCUUACUGGCCUCCACAGAAGCUGCUAGCAAUGGUUGAGGUAUUUCUCUAGAACUGCUAGUUCCAGUAAGGUUGACACAAUAAUAUAAAUUUGCCAGCAUGAAUAAAAGCAGUCAAUAAUACAAAGAAAAAACAUAUUGAGGCAGCAAAAUUUAAUAAAUUCCCAUGGUAAGUUGUAUAUAUGGUCGAAUUAGAAACUAUCAGCUAAAUAUUUUUUGAUAUUA